AUGGCGCAUCACUGGCAGUCGAAUGUUAACUUUAAACAUGUCGGCGUCGAUGAUAUGGUUUUGCUGAGUCGAUUGUCGGAAGACUCGAUCACCGAUAAUUUGAAGAAACGCUUCCACGCCAAUGAGAUUUUUACAUACAUCGGUCCGGUGUUGAUCUCAGUGAAUCCUUUUAAGCAAAUGCCCUAUUUCACCGAGAAGGAAAUGGAUUUGUAUCAGGGAGCCACACAAUACGAGAAUCCGCCUCACAUUUAUGCGCUAGCCGAUAAUAUGUUCAGAAACAUGCUGAUCGAUCAAGAGAGUCAAUGUGUGAUCAUUUCCGGAGAAUCGGGAGCCGGGAAAACGGUCGCCGCCAAGUACAUCAUGAACUAUAUCAGUCGGAUAUCGGGUGGCGGGAAAGCUGUACAGCAUGUAAAAGACGUGAUCCUUCAAUCGAAUCCACUCUUAGAGGCAUUCGGGAACAGUGCCACAAUUCGCAACUGGAACUCGUCCCGUUUCGGCAAAUAUGUUGAGAUUGUUUUCAGCGUCGGUGGGCAACCGAUCGGAGGGAAACUCUCGAAUUUCCUUCUCGAAAAGUCACGGGUCGUCUCGCAGAAUAAAGGCGAUCGAAAUUUCCAUAUUUUCUAUCAAUUGCUCUCGGGAGCCGAUCAGAAUUUGAGAAAAAAUCUUGGCAUCGGUGAGCUUUCGUAUUACAAUUAUCUCAAUCAAAGUGGUGUGAUGAAAGCGCAUGACACGGAUGAUGCAAAGGAAUUUCAAAGCACUUUGCAUGCGAUGAAAGUGAUCGGCAUCAACGAAGAGCAACAAUUGGACAUUAUGCGAUUGGUUUCCGCCGUGUUACACGUGGGAAAUAUCACUUUCCGAGAAGAGGGAAACUAUGCGGCGAUUGAAAGCGAUGAUUUCCUCGAAUUCCCCGCAUUUCUGCUUGGACUCACCGCGGAAGCGAUCAAGGAAAAACUCACGACAAGACGAAUGGAAUCUCGUUGGGGAAAUAAACAGGAAACGAUAAAUAUGCAAUUGAAUGUGGAGCAAGCGAAUUACACAAGGGAUGCAUGGGUGAAAUCGAUUUACUCGAGAAUGUUCGACUUUCUUGUGCAAUCGGUGAACGACGCAAUGAAGAUCCCUGCCUCAUCAAAUUCGUUUUCGAUUGGCAUUUUGGAUAUUUACGGCUUCGAGAUAUUUGAUCAUAACGGUUUCGAACAAUUUUGCAUCAAUUAUGUGAACGAAAAACUACAGCAAAUCUUCAUCGAAUUGACGCUGAAAGCUGAGCAAGAAGAAUAUGUAAAGGAAGGCAUAAAAUGGACGGAAAUCGAGUAUUUUAAUAAUAAAAUCGUUUGCGAGCUGAUCGAGGAAAAGCGACCGCCAGGCUCGUUUUUUUAUACUCAAAUUCACAUAUUUAGAUGUAUCAUGUCAUUAUUGGAUGAUACGUGUGCACAGAAUCAUGGCACUUCGGAAGGAGUUGAUACGCAGUUGUUGUCGACUCUCUCGAAAUCCGUUGCUCAUCACCCGCAUUUUGCCACCGGCGCUGACUCGUUCGUCAUUCGACAUUAUGCGGGAAAUGUCACCUACAGUAUUGAUGGUUUCUGCGAUCGAAAUCGUGACGUUCUCUACUCGGAUUUGAUUCAACUAAUGCAACAAAGCAAUAAUCAAUUCGCUAGAAAUCUUUUCCCGGAUCAGAUCCAACAGGGGAAACGCCCGACGACCGUUUCCAUAAAGAUUCGAACCCAAGCCAAUGAGUUAGUCUCAUCGUUGAUGAAAUGCACACCGCAUUACGUUCGCUGUAUAAAACCGAAUGAGACAAAGAAAGCCGGCGAUUGGGAAGAAGAAAGAGUCCAUCACCAGGUCGUUUAUUUGGGACUAAAGGAGAAUAUUCGAGUGCGACGAGCUGGAUACGCAUAUCGACGACCGUUCGAGAAAUUUCUGUGGAGAUAUGCCAUUUUAACCGAACAGACAUGGCCCACAUAUCGCGGAGAUCCAAAACAGGGAUGCGAGAUCAUUUGUCGCAGUGUGAAGCUCGAUCCAGAUCAAUUUCAAAUGGGACGCUCGAAAGUUUUCAUCAAAAAUCCGGAAUCGCUAUUCUUGCUGGAGGAGGUACGCGAGAGGAAAUACGAUGGUUUCGCAAGGAAAAUCCAGAAAGCGUGGAGAAGACACAAUGCUAGGAGACAUCAUGUCAAGAUGAAGGAGCAAGCCAGCGAUUUAUUGUACGGGAAAAAGGAGCGUCGUCGUUUCUCAUUGAAUCGAAAUUUCGUUGGGGAUUACAUUGGAAUCGAACAUCAUCCAGCUCUACAAGUUCUUGUCGGGAAACGCGAACGGAUCGAUUUCGCCACAACGUGCAACAAAUACGAUCGACGUUUUAAGAUAUCAAAAUUGGACAUGAUCAUCACAGCAAAACAUCUGAAUUUGAUUGGACGUGAAAAAGUGGCAAAAGGACCGCAAAAGGGGCAACUGGUCGAGGUGUUGAAGAGACAAAUCCCCCUCGAUCGAAUCCAGUCAAUCGGCCUUUCUCCAUAUCAAGACGAUUUUGUGAUCCUUUACGUGAGAGAAGAUUACACGUCACUCCUCGAAACACCAUUUAAAACCGAAUUCUUGACAACGUUGAGCAAAAAGUACAAAGAGAAAACGAACGGCGGAACGCUGGCGCUAGAGUUCAAGACGGCGCACACGAUAACGCUGAAGAAAACCCGUUUUGGUGGCGGACAUCGAAUCGUGAAUUUCUCGUGUAAUCCAAAUGGAUCAGCGAAAGCGCUCUUGACACAUAAUGGGAAAACGUUGACGGUGAUGGUUGGACCGGGAGAGCCAAAUACGACAAGACCCCGAACGACGCGUCCUGAAGGCGGAUACCAGCGUCAGACGCAGGGUAGACGAUCGACGAAGAAAGCGCCCAGUCGACCGGCGCAGCCACAAAUGGGAAUGGCGGCUGGGUAUCAGAAUAACCCACCAAGCUCGCUGGGCGUCAAUGAGUACGAGGUGGAGCCGAGAAGAAGCGGAUACUCCACCGCUCCAGCAGCGCCGGCUCAUGGCGGGCACAAGAAUGCCAAUGGAUCUGGAGUCACUGGGCCAUCGAUUGGUGGAAUUGCAACUCCAUUGGCUGGGCUCAACAUUGGACAGCAACAAUUGCAGCCGACAAAUGCGGUUCGCCCUGCGCCUCGUCCAAACAAACCUCGUCCCCCAGUAAAGCCAAAACUUCUCCCAACAGUCACCGCUCUUUACGCAUAUGAUGCACAGGAUACAGAUGAGCUGAGCUUCGAAAUUGGACAAGAGAUUGAACUCGUGCAGAAGCACGAUUCUGGCUGGUGGCAAGGGAAAGUCGGGACACAAGUCGGGCUAUUUCCGAGCAAUUACGUCAAGGAA
Mesorhabditis belari is the source of this 3345-nucleotide messenger RNA. The record is from the annotation of a GenBank genome assembly. Lineage: Eukaryota; Metazoa; Nematoda; Chromadorea; Rhabditida; Rhabditidae.